AUACAAUUUCCCAUUGCCAAAAAGAAAAAGAAAAAAACUUCAUCCUACCACUUUCAACAAUAUCUCCUUUUGCCUUGAACAACUAUGGCUCCUUCUCUUCAACAACCAAUUCCAUCUGAAGCAAUAACCAGCGAUGCAUCAUCGGACGUUACCAUCACUGGAAAGAUAUACACACGAGUUCGUCUCGCUACGAAAUCUGAUCUUUCUCAUAUAUACCGAUUGUUUUACCAAAUCCAUGAAUACCAUAACUAUACUCAUCUAUACAAAGCUACUGAGUCCUCCUUGGCCAACUUGCUCUUUAAGGAAAACCCUCUUCCACUUUUCUACGGUCCAUCAGUACUUCUACUUGAAGUCUCUCCAACCCCUUUUAAAGAAGCUAAGAAUGAAGAGUUCAACCCUGUCCUUACAACGUUUGACCUUAAAUUCCCUGUCGUAGAAGGACAGGUUGAGGAAUUCCGGUCCAAAUAUGACGAUAAGAGUGAUGCUUACAUCGCGGGAUAUGCUUUCUUUUACGCGAAUUAUUCGUGCUUCUAUGACAAGCCUGGGUUCUAUUUUGAGAGUCUUUACUUCAGGGAGAGUUAUAGGAAGUUGGGAAUGGGGAAAUUGUUGUUUGGGACAGUUGCAUCUAUUGCUGCUAACAAUGGGUUUGUAUCGGUUGAGGGAAUAAUCGCAGUAUGGAAUAAGAAGUCAUAUGAUUUUUACAUAAAUAUGGGAGUUGAAAUUUUUGAUGAGUUUAGGUAUGGCAAAUUGCAUGGUGAAAAUCUUCAAAAGUAUGCUCAUAACAAGGACAAAAAUGACGAAGGAAGCUGUUAGUGUGUUAUUUUUUUACAUGUUGAAAGUUCCCAUUCAUACAUUUCUAUUUCUAAUCUUGUAAAAGCAGAAUGCGCAUUACAUUUAUAUCAAGUUUAAAUUUGUUACUCA
Molecule: messenger RNA, 921 nt
Organism: Solanum lycopersicum (tomato)
Lineage: Eukaryota; Viridiplantae; Streptophyta; Magnoliopsida; Solanales; Solanaceae
Gene: THT1-4
Product: N-hydroxycinnamoyl-CoA:tyramine N-hydroxycinnamoyl transferase
Molecular function (GO): N-acetyltransferase activity
Source: RefSeq, marked validated